Molecule: messenger RNA, 424 nt
Organism: Caenorhabditis elegans
Lineage: Eukaryota; Metazoa; Nematoda; Chromadorea; Rhabditida; Rhabditidae
Gene: K08H2.7
Exons: 4
Coding region: 12-386 (124 amino acids)
Source: RefSeq, marked reviewed
CUUCCUGUCAAAUGGCAGUAUUAUCGAAUGUCGAUCUUUUGGGUUCUUACAUACAAUACGGAAUUCGCACGCAAGAGCAUAGUAUGCUGUUAGGUUUGAAUAGAGAAAAUUGCUCUUCGAAGUGGAAUUGGUGGUCUAGAUUGGAGAAUAAAACAAUCACAGCUGGAGUCGGGAAUCAGUCAGAGCCAUGUGACAUUGUGCAAGGGGCUUUUGUGGGGUUUAACUUGGUUCGAAUAACUCCUUCGAAUUUCACACCGACCGGCAUUUUAUGUCAAUGCAGUGACCAGGUCUCUUUCUUGCCAGUGGUUAAAAGUAUUGAUACAGCAACACGGCUCACGUUUUUCGCAGUGAUGUUGAUAACUAUUUGUAGGAACCAAAUUUUAUGACAUUCGUGGUACGAAAUAAAGUUUUUCUUUAAAUGUUU